AUGUCGAGCGAUGACCUCGCGCCGGACGUCCUCCUCGCGCUCGCGCAAACCGUGGCCGAGGACGCGCUGAGCGGGAACUACGAUUUAGCGCGUCCGCAGAGGAUCGCGUUCGUGGGCGGUGGAUUGGGUGGAUUGCGCGCCGCGCGCGCGUUCAGUUCUCUCGUCGGUGCGCUCGUCGCGUUGACGCUCACGGCGCUCGCGGUCGUCGUCGCGGUCGUCGCCGCGAUCGGGGGAUACGCGUACGCGAACCGACGGACGUUCGUGGCGAAGUUGGACGCGUGGGCCAAGGCGCGCGCGCUCGGCGAGCUCGAGAGGCGUACGACGGCGACGUGCGCGCUUCAAUCGUGCGCCGUUCGAUGGAACACCGUCACCUUGCGCGGGUUGACCAUCGGGAACGCGGUGGUGGAUGGUGUGACGUUUGCGUCUCCGCACCUGGCGUCGUUCGAGGAGAUUAAGAUUGCGAUUGAUUUCUUGUCGGCGCUCGGGCGGUUGCAGUUUGGAAACUUGGUCUUCGGGUUCGUGACGACGAAGUGCAACGAGAUAUACGUCUCGGGGGCGAGCGUGUUCAUCGAGGAGUUGGGUAGGGCGAAGAAUUUUAAGAUUAUGCGUCAGCGUCGAGAGGAGGAGGCGAAGACGGCGGAGGAGGAGGAGGCAACGGCGCGAGAGGAGACGCCGGCGGACGCGGAUGUCGACGGAGGAUUUUUCGGAAGCUUCUCGAGUUCUCUCGCGGCCACGCAGAAGGCGAUCGACGCGCAGAUGCAAGAGGCGAUGAAACUUCCCGGGGCCGUCGCGGGGUCUCUGAAGAACGCCGGGGCGGACGUGACGAAGCGGUUGUACGCGUUGGCGGAUAUCCUCGAAAAAUUGAAGCGCCCCAGUCCAAUCGACCACGAGGAAGAAAAACACCUCGAUCGCGCCACGCUUCGUCGAGCACCGAUGGUUUUGAGGGUGAACAAUCUCACCUUUUACAACUGGUCGCUCACGAUCACGACCGUGGCGUCGACGCCGUUUCAGUUCCAGCAAUUCCAAAUGAACAAUUUCAUCGGCAAACCCAGGGAGCUCGCGAAGGACGUCGGCAUCGGUUUGGUCACGGAAAUCAUGAAUGAUUUCCAUCGAAAAAUUUUUGGCGGAGUGACGGAUGGUAUCACGAGUUUAGGAACUGGAAUAAUGGGCGCUGGGUCGACGAUUGUCGGUGGCGUCGGUACCGGCGUCUCGGCGAUGGGUUCCGGUAUCCUCGGCGCCGGAUCGACAAUCGUCGGUGGCGUCACUUCAGGAAUCGGCGGCAUGGCCAGCGGCGUCUCGAGCGUCGGCGCGAGCAUCGGCAGAGGUUUCUCUUCGCAGUGA
Ostreococcus tauri is the source of this 1341-nucleotide messenger RNA. Its product is annotated as unnamed product. The transcript has a single exon. NCBI's taxonomy places the organism in Eukaryota, Viridiplantae, Chlorophyta, Mamiellophyceae, Mamiellales, Bathycoccaceae. The record is from RefSeq and is a predicted model, not a curated record. The coding region runs from base 1 to 1341 and encodes 446 amino acids.